Molecule: messenger RNA, 1659 nt
Organism: Colletotrichum navitas
Lineage: Eukaryota; Fungi; Ascomycota; Sordariomycetes; Glomerellales; Glomerellaceae
Product: SGNH hydrolase-type esterase domain-containing protein
Exons: 4
Coding region: 1-1659 (552 amino acids)
Biological process (GO): lipid metabolic process
Molecular function (GO): hydrolase activity, acting on ester bonds
Source: RefSeq, a predicted model, not a curated record
AUGAAGGCCUAUUGCACCGCCCUAGGGGUCUUUGCCUGUUUUGUUUCUGCCCAGAAUCCUAGCACGGCGAAACCUACGGCCAUCGAGGCCAUCGACCAAUGUACACAGAGCGCUUUCGACGCAUGUCCUGCCGAUGCCACCGCCGCGCACCGCUGCCUGAAGAUUGAGAGGCCUUCCGAUGGAGUGCCCGCGGACCAAUGCGUUUCCAGUUGUGCUGCAGACUCCGCGUGUCCUUCGGCGUGCGGCCAAGACGCCGGACAUGCAUGGUGCGAUGCAUCCGGAGGUUGCUACUGCGAUAGGUCCUGGAACUCGGCCCAGGCUGCUCCAGCAGACCCCAAGGACUUGUCGUGGGUGAAGAAGUGGGCGGCCGUCGGUGAUUCCUACUCCGCCGGCAUCGGAUCCGGCAAGCUGUACCCCGGUAGUGAGGAGGAUUGCUCUCGCUACGACCAGUCCUACCCGGCAUACAUCCAGUCCCACGAGCUCAUGCCGCAGAACCCGCCCGCGGCCUUUGAAUUCCUCUCUUGCUCCGGCGCAACCGCUCCCGAAGUGCUCGCCAACCAGGUGGUCGGCAUGGGCACCGGAUACGACGUCAUUACCGUCAGCGCCGGCGGUAACGACGUCGGCCUGACCAAGGUCCUCAACGCCUGCAUCUUCCAGUGGAACCCGUUAAGCAGCUGCCCCAGCGCGCUGCGGGUGUCGAGUGCCCUCAUACGCGACGUCCUGCCCGGGAAUCUGGACCGGCUGUACGCCGGCCUCAGGGACAAGAUCAACCCGGAGCGCAAGGUCUAUGUGACGGGCUACGCCGCCUUCUUCGACAACUCGACGAGGGAGUGCGACGACGUCAGCUGGGCCUUCUGGUACAACUUGGACGACAAGGAGCACCUCACCCUCGAGCACAGAACGCUCAUGAACGAGCUCACCCUGGCCACCAACGCGGCCAUCCAGGCCGCCGUGCAGAGGGCGGGAGACGCCUUCGAGUACGUGGGGUACAACGAGUACUUCUCGGCCCUGCAGGGCCGCUUCUGCGAGGCGGGCGUCAAGGAGCCCGAUGCGAACCGCAACGGCCUCCUCUUUUUCGAGUGGGAGACCAAAUCAGACGACCCGACCCUGCUCGGGAGGCGCGAGAUCGCAGCCCCCGAGCUCUCGGGCGCCAUCCCGCGCACAGUCGUCGGAGAUACAGAGCUGCCCGCGCCGGAAGCCCGCGGAGACCUUCUGAGCGCCGUUGACGUGUUGCAAAAGCGCGCAGGGCAGACCCGGGGCUCUCUGCGGCGAGGAGAAGCCACCGGCGGCGACCCCGGCACCAGAGCGGCGGUGGCCCUGCAGGGCCGGCAGGCCGGCGGCAGCAACAACAGGACGAAUGUGUCUUUCGAGAAGUAUAUCACGGAUGCCAUCACGGAGGCGCACGCCCAGAACCCGAGCCUCGUCGCUGCCGUGCCUGGCAACAACGCGACGGCCCUCCCGGCGUCCUGGGGCCAUGCCAAACUAGCGGUGGGGGGCAUCGUCAGCGACAAUGUCAAACGGGUGUUCCACCCGCGGCCCGGCGGCCACGCCAUCAUCGCCAACCUCGUAAUCUGGCGGAUGACCGAAGGCACUGUCGCGGCGCAGAACAGCCCGACGAACGCGACCGAGACCGCCGGGGGGGCCGUCCCCGUGUCAUAG